Dreissena polymorpha is the source of this 2106-nucleotide messenger RNA. RefSeq names its product dipeptidyl peptidase 8-like. NCBI's taxonomy places the organism in Eukaryota, Metazoa, Mollusca, Bivalvia, Myida, Dreissenidae. Gene Ontology annotation, molecular function: serine-type endopeptidase activity; dipeptidyl-peptidase activity. The record is from RefSeq and is a predicted model, not a curated record. The transcript is spliced from 13 exons. Gene Ontology annotation, biological process: proteolysis.
AUGUGGAGCUCAAAGCCACGGACAGACGCCCAGUAUGAACCUGCCCCACUGCCACCUGUACACUUCCUACUGGAGGCAACCUCUGACAUCUGGGUCAAUACCAGGCCCGACACAAGGGACAUAGAUUUUUUGUGGAUGUCAGAGAGAUCAGGAUACCGCCAUCUCUAUAGGGUCACUUCAUCUCUAGCUCACCUUGGGAGACUCAGCAAACAGAUCUGGGUGGACGAAACACGAGGCCUGAUCUACUUCCUGGGACUUAAGAACACUCCACUAGCAACACACCUGUAUGUAGUCUCCUACCAGACCCCGGGUCCUGUCUACAGACUCACAUAGCUUGGGUACACUCACAACGCCACACUGGAUAAGGCGUGCUCCAUUUUUGUGACAGUGUUCAGCGCUGUGAACUCAGCUCCACAGUCUGCUCUGUACAGAAUAGAGAUCUCACCCCAGUCUGUACAGACUCAACGCCUGACCAUUAUCACAUUAUCCACAGACUUCCCUGACUACAGCUACCCAGAGAUGUUCAACUACAAGAGCAAGUCAGGCCACACAAUGUAUGGGAUGUACUACCGGCCCCACAAUUACCAGCAAGGGGUCAAGUACCCCACAGUGCUGUUUGUGUAUGGAGGACCGCAUGCACAGCUGGUGACCAACUCCUUCAAAGGGCUCAAGAAUGUACGACUACACACACUCGCGGCGGAAGGUUUUGUUGUUGUCAUUAUUGAUGGUAGAGGCUCGUGUAGUCGAGGGAUCAAGUUUGAAAGCCAUAUUAAAAACAGACGGGGCACUACAGAGAUAGAGGAUCAAGUGGAGGGUUUGCAGUGGCUGGCAUCACAUGUAAAUUUUAUAGACAAAGAUAGGAUAGCAAUACACGGAUGGUCUUAUGGUGGCUACCUCUCCUUAAUGGGCCUGGCUCAGAGGCCGGAUAUAUUCAAGGUGUCUAUAGCGGGUGCCCCGGUUGUAGACUGGCACCUGUACGACACUGGAUACACGAAGCGGUACAUGGACCUGCCCACUAACAACCUGUAUGGGUAUCACCGUGGCAACGUGCUCACAUAUGUGGACAGCUUACCUGAAGAUGAGAAUCUUCUACUGAUCGUUCAUGGUUUGAUGGAUGAGAAUGUCCACUUCUUACACACGAGCAAACUGGUGAACGCUCUAGUGAAGGCCUGCAAACCACACACUCUACAGUUGUAUCCCAAUGAGAGACAUGGCAUCCGAAGUCACGAGGCGUCCGAACACUACCGCGUCUUGGUGCUUAACUUCCUAAAACAGAACCUGUGAUAUGUACAAAUAACUUAAACGAUUAGUCUUAGAUACACAGUACAGAACACGCAGAGUGGUGAUGGAAACCUUUGAUACAACACGAAACAAGAAACAAUUCAAGUUGUCAUGGAAACACAGUUCAGAAAACUUCAUACACAGGACAGAGUGUGAUAAACAGAGAAGUUAAUGAAACUCUUUCAGUUGUAUUGGUUAAUGUUAGAGUAGAUUUGGAAACUUUUUACCGCAGAAAAACACUUUGUUACAGAUGGAAUCUGUACUAUGCAGUCAUCGUGUGUCAUUUGAUACACCAAAAUUAAAACCAGUACAAUUCACACUGUCUCACAUUCAGCUUUAGAAUGUUAACUGAUUGUACUGUUCAUUAAUAAUUGGGACGUGCUCUGCAAUAAAGGGGGUUUAAAGCAUGUGCGUUAAAUAACUUCCCAGAUAAGCCUGUGCAGUCUGCACAGGCUAAUCAGGGACGACACUUCCCGACUAAACUUGAUUUUUGCUAAGGAGUGACUUUCUUUAAACGAAAAAUAUAAAAAGCAGAAAGUUCCUUCCCUGAUUAGCUUGUGCAGACUGAAAAGACUUGGACAGCAUUUUACACACAAGCAUUAAACCCCUUGGUCACAGAGCACAGACAUGUAUAUUGGGUAAACACAUGCUAAUUAAUUUAUUAAAUGAUAUAUUGAAUGCAUUUACUUAUAAAUAAGACACAAUUUUGUUGGUUUUUAUGUUGAUUUGGUAAAAUCAAGAUAUUUAUCUAUUAUCAUACACAGAUGUUGAUUUUACCAACUAAUUGUAUCUAUUGAUGGCACCUUUUUUAGCAAUGAAAUUUUU